CAGGAAGCAGGAGGAGGGAGUAACGAGCGACCUAAAGCGAGAGAGAGCGGAAAGAGGGAGGGGUGUAAUAAUAGUGGUGGGCGGUUCGGUUAUUGGUGCUGAAGGAUACACCGACGAAGAAGAACCCUGAGCUCGGAUCGCGCUAACCCACCCGUCCUUUCCCCCCUCCUCCCCACCCCGCGCUAUCUGAGCUCGAUUAAGGAUCCUGUGGAGCGCCGAGGAGCUGCCGCUUGUGCAGCGCUGUGUGCACACAUCUUCUCAGACAGUGCUCGGUUGCCCGUGUGAGUGUGCCCGAGCAGUGAGUGUGCGAGGCAGCUGCGCAGCUCCUCUGCGCACACUACCACACUGGCAUUUCAGCGAGAGGAGAGAGCGAGACUGGGAGAAAAGGAGGAGGCCAAGCACACAACUGAAAGAAAGUAAUCUCCUCUGCCCGGCAGCGGCUCCAACCCCCCUUACCCCCUCCAGCAUGGCUUCUGAGGAACUCUACGAGGUAGAACAAAUUAUCGAUAAAAGGAAAAACAAAAAAGGUAAAAUUGAAUAUUUGGUGCACUGGAAAGGAUAUGACAGUGGAGAUGAUACAUGGGAGCCAGAACAACAUUUAGUAAAUUGUGAGGAAUAUAUCCAUGAAUUCAACAGAAAACACAGUGAGAAGCCGAAAGACAACACUACUUUAAGAUCUAACCGGACAUCUCCAAAUAAUGCUAGAAAACAAAUUUCAAGGUCUACAAAUAGUUCUAUUACACGAACAUCUCCAAAAUCUUUGCCUGGAAAUAAGGAAAGUGACUCAAAAAAUCAGUUCCUCCCCAGCAGUCCAAAAUUGCGCAGAAGUCCUUCCCAAGCAAUUCCAAGCAGGAAAAAUAUAGACCUUUCCAGAUCUGGAAUUAAAAUACUUGUGCCCAAAAGUCCAAUGAAAAGUAGAACUUCUGUAGAUGGAUUUCAGAAUGAAAAUACAGAAAAAUUAAAUCAUUUAGAACAGGAACAAGACUCUACAGCCCCUGAGGUAACAGCUGAGAAACCAGUUGGGGCAUUAUUGGGACCUGGUGCUGAAAGGGCUCGUAUGGGGAGCAGACCAAGGCCUCAGCCUUUGCUACCACAGAUUCAAAUGCCACUAGCAGUGACUGCAGCAUCUGCAUUAGCUGUAAAUGGUAAAGGUACUUCUACUUUAAUGGAGGCUUUAACAGCCAGUGUUACUACCAAUAUACAGAAUUCAGCAGGAGUAACAGGCAAGAGAAAAUUCAUUGAUGAAAGAAGAGACCAGCCUUUUGAUAAGAGACUACGUUUUAGCGUGAGACAAACUGAAAGUGCAUACCGCUAUAGAGACAUAGUUGUCAGAAAGCAAGAUGGUUUCACACAUAUUUUACUUUCUACGAAGUCUUCCGAAAAUAAUUCACUAAAUCCGGAGAUAAUGAAGGAAGUACAAGGUGCACUAAAUACCGCAGCUGCUGAUGACAGCAAACUUGUUCUCUUUAGUGCAGUUGGAAGUGUCUUCUGCUGUGGUCUUGAUUUCAUCUAUUUUAUACGCCGUUUAACGGAUGAUAGAAAAAAGGAAAGCACUAAAAUGGCGGACGCUAUUAGGGCGUUUGUAAAUACAUUUAUUCAGUUUAAGAAGCCGAUAAUUGUUGCUGUAAAUGGACCUGCCGUUGGACUUGGAGCGUCAAUAUUGCCUCUUUGUGAUGUUGUUUGGGCUAACGAGAAAGCUUGGUUUCAGACGCCUUACACUACUUUUGGACAGAGCCCAGAUGGAUGCUCUUCUCUUAUGUUUCCUAAAAUUAUGGGCCUUGCUUCAGCAAAUGAAAUGUUGUUCAGUGGAAGAAAACUGACUGCACAAGAGGCCUGUGCUAAAGGUCUAGUUUCCCAGGUGUUUUGGCCAGGAACUUUCACCCAAGAGGUUAUGGUUCGCAUUAAGGAACUUGUGACCUGCAAUCCAGUAGUACUUGAAGAAUCUAAAGGUCUAGUUCGUAAUGUCAUGAGAGGAGAUUUGGAACAAACAAAUGAAAGAGAGUGUGAAGUGUUAAAAAAAAUUUGGGGAUCUCCACAAGGCAUGGACUCAAUGUUAAAAUAUUUGCAAAGAAAAAUUGAUGAGUUCUAAAAGAUAAUUCUGCCUAUCCUUUUGCACAUAAAAGAACUAAAAAAAUAUGAAUUGGCAAGUACAAGAUAUCCAUACUAAACAGAAAUACUGUAACAGGGAUGUGAAAACUUCCUUAAAAAUUGAAGAACCCACCAUGUCUUGGAUACAUUGGCUUGUACUGUAUUGAGAAAAGACUUUGACGAACAUUGCUUUUUGUUUGUGAGACAGGGAUGCCUAAAAAACUGCUCUAUUGUUUGUUUGUAUUUUGUUUGUUUAUAAUAUAUAUUUAAAACGGGUAAACUCCAACCCAUACUUUUAAUUAAUGUUAGUCUUAGGCAGUGCUAUAUUUCAAAAGGUUAAAAUACCUCACCAUUAACUCUCAAGAAACAAAAUUCCAAAAUGUAUUAAUAUAUUUAAAUAAUCCCAAAAUUUGUUUGUGUGCUCUGGACAUGCUAAUAAAGAGAAGAAGGUAAAAAAGUUACAUACUUGUGGGAAAAGACCUGGUUGUUACCAUGAUGAAACCACAAUACGCUACCAUGAUGAAACCACAAUACGCUAUUUGUUUCGGUAUUUGUUAGUCACUGAAUAUACUAUGUUUUAGGUUGCAGGUAAUCCUAAAAUUAUAAUCUGGAUUUUUUUUUUUUGUACUUCACUUCUUGGAUGAUAUUGUCCGUAGCUAUUUGCAAGUUAAAUGUGUUGCACCAAAAAUGUUUUAUGUUUAUACAUGUAUAAAUUUUAGGUUCUGCUGGAAUAUAUUUUAUUUAAUAAGUUAAUUUUGGUACUCUAUUAAAUGAAGAAAUCCCCCAAACUACCUUCUUUUGUUUUGUUUUUGCUUUUGUUAAAAGUCCUCUUGUUAGAA
This is a messenger RNA of Xenopus laevis (African clawed frog), 2927 nucleotides long. It is a transcript of the gene cdyl.S, whose product is annotated as chromodomain Y like S homeolog. Gene Ontology annotation, biological process: chromatin organization; spermatogenesis; negative regulation of DNA-templated transcription. Gene Ontology annotation, cellular component: nucleus. Lineage: Eukaryota; Metazoa; Chordata; Amphibia; Anura; Pipidae. Bases 467 to 2089 code for a protein of 540 amino acids. Gene Ontology annotation, molecular function: transcription corepressor activity. The transcript has 7 exons. The record is from RefSeq and is a predicted model, not a curated record.